Messenger RNA from Tricharina praecox, 462 nucleotides. RefSeq lists its product as uncharacterized. NCBI's taxonomy places the organism in Eukaryota, Fungi, Ascomycota, Pezizomycetes, Pezizales, Pyronemataceae. The transcript has 4 exons. The record is from RefSeq and is a predicted model, not a curated record. The coding region runs from base 1 to 462 and encodes 153 amino acids.
AUGACGCCUGCCUCCCGGCUCUCCGCCACCCUGUUUGACCCUUUGCACAAUCCGAUUUAUGACGUUACGAUCCUUAGUAAUCAGCCUCGCUAUGCUGCGUCCCAGGCUGAAGUCGUCAUCGAGGAUCCAUCUCCCGAGGGCUCCUCCGUGGUCCCCCGCAGCCACCCCGUCUACUCCCAGAAUGGCUCUGCCGAAAUUCCCGAGUUAAAAUUGAUGAUCAGAGACACGUUUCUUCCGGGUGGUACUCCAAACCGUACUGGAGUUUUGCGUUGCAACGACUCCAACGGAGCUUCCGCUGCUCUCUGCUACGACUCCAAGACUGCGGCUUUUCCUCCUCGCCGCAUCAUCUCGGCCCGUGUCGCAACCAAGCUCAUGUGCCGCCAUUACCUCGCCCUUUUCUGGAUUGUGCUUGCUACUUCUGGCGUUGCCGUUAUAGGGGCGCUAGUCUACCUCAACUUCUAG